Messenger RNA from Trichomycterus rosablanca, 3630 nucleotides. RefSeq names its product NFKB repressing factor (gene nkrf). The transcript is spliced from 3 exons. Gene Ontology annotation, molecular function: nucleic acid binding. NCBI's taxonomy places the organism in Eukaryota, Metazoa, Chordata, Actinopteri, Siluriformes, Trichomycteridae. Gene Ontology annotation, cellular component: nucleus. The record is from RefSeq and is a predicted model, not a curated record. The coding region runs from base 400 to 2937 and encodes 845 amino acids.
ACUGACAUGAUAGUUAGCCUGUAGCUAUCCCAGACUAGUCGGUUUAUUUCGUUAACUAACUCGAUAUAUGGUUCGAAAAUAUGCCGGUUACUUAAAAUACAUGUUUAUUUUUUAUUUAAAUAAUGUUUUAUUUAUUCGGUUCUUAAAAAAUUCUAUAUUAUUUUGAUGAAUCCCCAGUUUCUGUAUUGCUAGUUAUCAAAGCUAGCUAAGGCUUCCACGAUAAACCAAAGCUACACUAGAACGUACUUAAUUAUUAAUAAAUCUUAUGUUAAAUUAGAACACGGUCAGCGCUGACGUUAAUAAUUUAUAUUACUAUUGAAUACAUUAUUGUGCUGUUUGGGACACAAUCCAAAAAGCCACGCACAGGCCAUAAACUCCCACAAUGCUUCAUUUAACACGAUGAAUAAUAACGUGUUUCACCUCGACGAUUUCCGACAGAAAUAUGAAAGUGACGAGCAGUGGCGUGCGAGAGGGUUACUCAUACACAAACACUUAAACAAGUAUGAUGAGAAUAACAUAGAUCAGCUGCUGGCCUUGUCCAUGGUCUGGAUCAACCAUGUGUUCAUGGGCUGCAGAUAUGGCCCACAUCUGAUGCAGAGAGUGCUUGAGAUGGCAGAGGGGAUUAAUGUUGGCGAAAUGCUUUCAUAUGAACUAGUCCCAAGCGCUGAAGCCAAAAAAAGACAAAAUUCAUCUGAUGGAAGUGAGGAGCCAAUGAGGAAGAUGCACGUGUCUAAUUUUGGCUCUAGACCAAGAUUUGAGCCAGUACAGUUUGUCACUGGGAGCAGCCUGAGCAGCAGUAGAGUAGGAUGCACCGAUGGAAAAGAAAAUGAAACGGAGCGUAGGAGAGAGGAGAUGAACCACACAGGGCCAAGGGAUACAGAGCAGCAAUGGUACAGCAAUGACACAGGCUAUAACUCUCCUUCCAGCUCUUCCUUUGACGGAGGAUCAUCAUACAGUCAUGACUCAUGGAGCGAUCAGAGCAGCAGCAACAUGUCCUUUGGAAACAAGAGCGGGCUUGGCUAUGGGGGAAGAGCACCUAACUCGAACUUUAUAGGAAAAAUGCAGCAGGACUAUACAGCAAGAUAUGAGGCACAUACUUCAAGACAGAAAAACUCGCCCCCCCAGUCAAGCCGAUAUGAUAGUUACGCAGGGGGGAGGUCUGGGCGUUGGGAUUCUGGAAGGCAUGGUUUGGGCUUUGGUCAUCAGGACAGGCCACAGUCUAGCAAAGCUAUGAAUAGAGUCUAUGACACUCCAAGCAGAGGAAGUCCUGGCCUGCUUCCUACACCAUGUAUACCAAAGACAAUCUCACCAGCAACAGUAGAGGAGAAGCAGAGGCUAAUCGUGAGGGUUUUAAAUGCUGUAGCUGUAACCCUCCGGGAUCCUGCGUUUGUUGGUGGACCCGACGGCCCGAAUUAUAAUUUCAUUCUCAGUCGCAGCAUUCAAGCUUGUAAAACUAAUCCAGAAUACAUUUAUGUUAAUUUGAAGGAUAUUCCCCAGUCCGAUCUACCCAAGAACAAGAAAGUGCCAUCCGAGGGCUAUGCAUGUGAGCUGAGAUGUUCUGCAGUGUACCUUGCAACAGGUUACUCUGGCAGCAAGAACGGUGCCAGGGAUCGUGCAUCAGAGCAGGCCGUCAAAACAUUCAUGAAGCCGGUGGAAGUCCGUGUCGUGCAGCGUCAGUACAAACGCAACUACGUCAGUGACAUGGUGGUGUGCCAGAUCAACACACCAACCCCACCUUUAGUUCCACCCCUACGCAACCCAGAGGACAGUCCGCCACCUAGUACCAAAGGUCAGUACGUGCCUGAUAAAUCCAAACACUGGUCAGAAUGUGUCCUGAAUGAGAAUGCACACGAUGCCAUCUGUAUCCUCAACAAUUCUGCUGCCUGCAACCGGAUGAAAAUCGACUACGCCUUCAGUCCAAUACCUAACAGCAAUAUGUGGGUGUGUAGUGUAUACCUGCAGGGUGAGCUUUUGGCACAAGCCAGGGGUACAAAAAAGACCUCCAAGCACAUUGCAGCUGAGGAGGCCGUGAAAAAGCUACGAAUGAACCAGGCCAACCGGCAGCACCAGGAACAGUACGAACAAAACCAUCAGCAGUCGUUUUUUCAAGAAAACCCCACCUUCGAGCAGCCUACUAACCAUUUUAAUCAACUGGGUGGAGGCAAGAAAAAGCUCAGUGAACUGGUUAUUCUGGAAAACUCUGAUAAUGCCAUUUGCAUCAUCAACGACACGGCGCAGUUCAAUAAAGUCACUGCGGACUACAGAUUCACUAUGUUAGCAGACCAGAACUGGAGAUGUGAAGUUUAUUUAGAGGGCCAGUUUGUAGCUUCUGGGAUCGGCCCCAAGAAAAUCGUUAAACACGUCGCAGCUGAAGAGGCCAUUGCUACACUGAAACGUACAUACGCGGUGGUGAAGUCCAACCUCAGGAAGGAAGGCAACGUGGAUGCUCUUUCCCGAAAUCAGAUCAUGGCCCGCGCCGGAGAAGAGGCCAUGCGGCAGGAGAUCAAGGAGGACAACAUCGGUAACCAGUUGCUGCGUAAGAUGGGCUGGAAAGGCGGCGGUUUAGGCCGAGAGGGAGAAGGCAUCGCAGAACCAAUCAUGGUUAAGGAACAGUUUACUAGAGAAGGACUGGGUAUGGACCGGGACAGACAUGGGAAUCACCUGACCAAGCGUAACAUUGAGGAAAUCAUACGCAAUUAUGCUUGCUCAGAUCGGCAGGACGACCUGCGCUUCUCCACAGAGUUGAAUAACGACGAGCGCAAGCAGAUCCAUCAGGUCUCACAAAAAUACGGGCUGCGGAGCAAAUCCUACGGUCAGGGAAAACAGCGCUUUCUUGUCGUUAGCCGAAGAGUUCACAAGGACCAACUGAUCGGUCAGCUGCUGCAAGAGGGUCAGGUUGGACGGUACGAGUUGGUCAAACCACAGGCCUCUCACUGAUGGACCUCAAAAAAAAAAAAAACUUCAGAUAACCAUUACUGACUAAAGCAGCUAUGCUCGUGUUUAUUUGAGCAUAUUUUUUUUUUUUUUUUUUUUUUAAAGCGUGUUAAUCCUGACGAUGCUUUUUUUUUUUAACUGUGGCAAAUCUUAUCUUCUUGUAACAUUAGUGUUAGUACUGGCAGUAUCUCGAGUGAGACUACGGUAUACACAAGCUUCCAUGCUGACAUUAUAUAUCCUGUAUUCUGGGAUUUCACAAAGUAAAAAGUGAUGAAUAUUAUGCCAGCAUGUGCUAACUAAUGUACACAUUCCAUAUUCAUGAAAAUCAUCUGCCCUAUCUAUGUUCAGGUCCAUUUCUGUUUUAAACAACAUCUUAAAAUGUACCAAAUAUUAAAGUUUAAUAAUAAAAAAAACAUCUACUUUUCUUAUUAGUGAGGUGAAGAUUGGGUGUUGUAAAAUAUGCUUUAGAAGCAGUGUUCUUGUGAUUUUUUUUUUUUUGGUUUGUUUUUUAUUUGUGAAUGGUCAUGUCUGUGUUGACGAACAUUUAAAAAUGAACCUGCCCCUUGUCCUCUAGUUAUCAAAAUAAUGAAAUAAAACCACCUGAGAUUUUGCGGCCUGUUACCAUGUAAAAAUGUUGAUUUGCUGAUUCAUUUUUAUACAAAUAUUUGAAAUAAAAAAUUUGUCUUUUCAGCAGCA